Molecule: messenger RNA, 1707 nt
Organism: Haliotis rubra (blacklip abalone)
Lineage: Eukaryota; Metazoa; Mollusca; Gastropoda; Lepetellida; Haliotidae
Product: KICSTOR complex protein kaptin-like
Exons: 12
Coding region: 19-1632 (537 amino acids)
Biological process (GO): negative regulation of TORC1 signaling; actin filament organization; cellular response to amino acid starvation
Cellular component (GO): actin cytoskeleton; KICSTOR complex; lamellipodium
Molecular function (GO): actin filament binding
Source: RefSeq, a predicted model, not a curated record
UCUAAUUUCAGUAACGGAAUGGGUGACAGAGGUUGGAGGUGGACUGAUGCCCAUUUUUGCAGUCUCCCGUCGCAGACGAAUGUUUAUGGAUUAACAAGAAUAACAGACAGUGAAGGAAAUAACAAAUUAUUAGUUGCAUCUCUUGAUGGAAAGGUUAUUGCAGUUGAAUAUCAGACAUUUAACAACAGACUGACACCAUGCACCAAAGAAAUUCAGUUUACCUACAUUCCAGGUGAUGCUGAAAUAGUAUCUGUUGAUGUCCUGCGGAGAUGUCAAGGAAACAAUGGAAUCAUUGUAGGGAUUACCUUUUUAAAGCUGCAAGAGGAUGAGAAGGAAUGUAAGCCUGCCUCACAGUUUCUCAACUUGUACUCGGCCAGUGAAGUGGGGGAUGAAGCAAACUUGGAUACAGUUGCUCAGGGAUGUUUGAGUCUAGAACUGAAUUUCAUUCCCUACCAGCUGACACACACAGAACUUCUAGAUGGCAGUUCUAAGGAAAUGGUGUUUCUGCUCAGUGGAGGUGACAACAAGAUACACAUGUACCGAGAGUCUUUCAAGUCACAUGGAUUUCAAGAAACACCAUCUGAAGAAUUCUUUCCAGAGUUUAAAAAUAUUCCUAGCAGUGUCCUGCAGCUGAAUAUUGGUUACCUAGACAACUACGAGAGACGGCUGACUGUGAUGGGACAUCAGAAUGGCCUUGUCCAAGUUGCCUAUGUCAAUGUUGCAGCCAAAGAGGUGCUUUAUUCCUGGUCAACAGAGCAUGACAGCCCUAUCACCAGUAUCAGGGUCUUCACAGCCAAGAACCAUGUAGCUUGUCCAUCCUUCCUUGACUUCUUCAAUGAAGAAAGUACACGUGAAGAAGAAGAAAAGUUGGCCAACUUCAACCUGUUGGUUACCAGUGCUCUUGAGCCUGCAGUUGUGUACAGGAAUAUCCUGAUCACUGGGUUCGAGGACAUGUUAUCACUCCCCAACAGUGAGAAGUUUGACAGCACACUCUGCUCCUGUGUGGUGGACAUAGACUUCGACGGGGAGAAUGAGCUGCUUGUUGGAACCUAUGGCCAGGAACUUCUAGCAUACAAGUAUUUUGAAGAAAAUCAGCACUUUGACACUGACAGAAAAUACAGCCAAUCUGAUACCACUAAAGCUGGGAGCAGCCAAUCAAAUACUCCAACACAUACGUCAUCAACACCAGAGAGAACUCUUAACCAAUUAGAGGAACUGAACAAACAGAGGCACAGAUCAGAUGAAUCUAACUCACAGCCAACCCAUGUAAAGGAUGCACAGCCAACAAGGAAGGCAAAGUCACAGGAGGAUCUGUUUCUGCCAGUCCAUGGUGUAAAGGAAGAACAGGAUCAGCUGCAAGAUGACAUCCAGCCUCCAUUUAACCCUGCAGGUUUCCAGUUACUAUGGCAACGGAGUUUCCCCGGGCCUGUGGUUGGGUUGGAUAGACUGGACAUCAUGGGGGACGGCAUGGACGACCUUGUGGUGGUCACCCUGAAAGGGAUGCAUAUACUACAGCCUGAUCUUGGGGAAGUGGCGGAGGUGUGUCGGGAACGACUGCGUGGUUUGUGUGACUCCAGCUCUGAACCUGACGAUGCUUAUCACAACCUACAAAAGGAGACUUUCGGGAGAUGACAGUGACUGCCUGGAAGCUUUCAACAAGUUUUUCUUUUUGUUUAACAAUUUGUAAAUAAAUCAUCAACUGUCAAA